AUGACACCGCUGAUGUGGUCCGCAGCUCCCAUGCCCAUCGCUCUGGUGAUCAUCCCUCUCGUCCUCAUCGGCGGGGUUGUAGGAGCCAUCGGCUUCGCGUCGCAGGAGACGGAUGACAUGAGCCCUGCUGAACAGACCAAAAGGCUGAACUCGGAGGCGCGGGAAAGGAUGGAGAGGGACGAAGAGCUCAGGAAGAAGAUUCUCGCGACAGAUGUUUCCGGUGCCAUGUACCGCGAGCAGUUGAAGGUCAAGGAAGCCAACUGA
Messenger RNA from Guillardia theta CCMP2712, 264 nucleotides. RefSeq lists its product as hypothetical. NCBI's taxonomy places the organism in Eukaryota, Cryptophyceae, Pyrenomonadales, Geminigeraceae. The record is from RefSeq and is a predicted model, not a curated record. The coding region runs from base 1 to 264 and encodes 87 amino acids. The transcript is spliced from 3 exons.